Molecule: messenger RNA, 4136 nt
Organism: Camelus dromedarius (Arabian camel)
Lineage: Eukaryota; Metazoa; Chordata; Mammalia; Artiodactyla; Camelidae
Gene: AKAP19
Product: chromosome 4 C2orf88 homolog
Exons: 2
Coding region: 526-813 (95 amino acids)
Molecular function (GO): protein kinase A regulatory subunit binding
Source: RefSeq, a predicted model, not a curated record
CGCCCCUCGGCCGCCACCUGCGGGGCCCGACCAGCCGGGUGCUGUGCGCGAACCCGCAAGGAGCGCGCGGCGGGCGCGGCAGCAGCGGCGGCGGGAGGAGGAGCCCGGAGCGCGGCCGAAGGACACCCCGUCCUCCAAAUGCUGCCACUUGACUGAGCCGGCCGCUGGCGAGAAGGCGGCGCCGCUGUCCCUGUAGCUGGACCGCACUUCGCUCCGGCCGCGGCCUCAGCUCCCACCCGCCCUGCCGCCAACCCGCUCCCGGACAGCGCCGGCCCCGGGAGCGGAGGGAGCGCCGAUGCCUGGUCGGCCCCGCCGCCGUCCCGACGCGCGAGGGGCGCGCGGCUGCCCGCCGAGGAGCUGUAUAAACACCACAUGUGCAGACUGCUGAGAGGGAGCGCUGACUGCUGAGGGGGCCUGGACAGGAGAAGCACCGGGCACCAUCAAGCGGACAAAUGCUUGGUGUUUCCCAGAGAUGCCGCUGUAGUCUUUUGCUGCUGCCUUCCUUCACUCAGAGCGCUUCAUAACAUGGGCUGCAUGAAAUCAAAGCAAACGUUCCCAUUUCCCACCACACUUGAGAGUGGGAAGAGGCAUGUGAACGAGGAAAGCUUUAUGCCUGAAGAGAGAUUUCUACCCAGGAUGCCUUCUCUGGUUAACGUCAAAGAGGAAGUGAAGGAACCCCCAGGGCCUGAAAUCGUGGUCUUUGAGUUUGCACACCGCCUGUCCCAGGAGAUCCUGACUGACGCCCUGCAGCAGUGGGCAGGCGACAACAUCAAGUACUAUGACAUCCCCUAUAUCGAGAGUGAGGGGCCUUGACGCUGUACGUAGGGUGAUGACACUUUCUCAAACUGUGGAUCAAGUCGGUGCUAGUUUAAAUACAUGAAACAAUAGCAAAAACUGCUAUGAAUAAAUACGGUAACUCCAUCUGGGUGUUAAAAAAAAAAUCUAUGACAGCAUCGAGAUUCUAAGAAUGCCUAAAAUGAAAGGUGUGUUAAGCAGUUCUACAACAGUGAUUUCUAUCUGCUUGGUUUUGGAUUUUAGUCCUUAAAGGGCUAAAUGUAAGUCCCAUGGCACUACAGUAAUCAGCUGUGUGUCACACCACUUCCGUCCCAGAGGCAGUAAUGCCAUCACCAAAGGAGUAAGAAUUUUAAAAGUACCCUGGGUUUCCAAAUGGUUAUUUUAAAUACAUUCCCUUAAAAUAACUGUCAAUUUACACAAAAAAACAGAGUAUCAAAGGAUUUUUCUUGAAAUGCCUGGGCAAGGGAAUGGCACUCGGGCCAUAGUGGUUAUUAGUGGGUCUUGUUCGUCAAAGCCUUUUGAGUCAAGGAUCCCUCAAGCGACCAAGGAUUAGGAAGCGACUCACAUAGAAGAGGCCCACCGUGCACCCUGUCCUUAUUAAGGUACUUCUGCAGAUGAAAAGCGUAACUCUCACCUUGAAACUAUUCACGGCUGUUACUGGAUGACUCAGGUUUUGUGUACAAGCAUCUUAACAAGAUACAAUCUACAGAAGUCAUGGCAAUGUCUACUGCAUUGCAUUCAGUAGCCCGCUGACAUUACUAUACAGGUAAACAAGUAUGGUAGCUGUGACAAACAGCAAUCCAGUAAAUUGUAAAAAUAGCAGAAGCCCUAGCUGGGAAGGUGGAAGGAACCUGGUCUCAGUGCUGCAUGUGUUCUGAGCUUUACUGUCUCAGAUUCCAGGGGCUGGUACGCGGGCAGCACCCUUCAAGUUACUGUGGCACCAGAUCAUACGUGAGAAUUUAUCGUUGUCAUUACACAGGAUCAAGUAUUCCUCCAAAGGGAAUACGCUGUGUAUUUUUAAUGGUAACGACGCCCACAGGGCAUUUAUAGCCAUAGACUAUACUGUUUUCAUAAAUUUGGCUACCAUUUUAGGGAAGGUUUUUGUUUUUGUUUUUGUUUUUAAGAAUUAAGUACUGCUUAAGAGCAAUGGUUACAGAAAACUCAGAGGAAGAGGGAAGAAGAUACUGAGAAGACAUAACUUGCAAGAAAAUUGAUACUGAGUCUUCAGAAUUACCUUUUCAUCAAGAUAUGCUACACAUAGAGUUGAACUGAAAAAAGAAUUAUUUACCUCUGUGAGCAUUAUUAGAUCCUUUUACUAAGAUACAACAGACCCUUGUCAUUGAAAUCUAAAGAGGCAGAAAAGGGCCUGUGACCUCUGAUAACAUAAAUACAUAUUUGACCUUCAAAGCAGGCAGAAUUGCUACCUCUAACUUCAGCAAUUAUACUCUGAAUCCACAAUCAAAUAGUUAAUUCCCCACAGAAAAUGGGCAAAGAAAGUUCUUUGAAGUGAGUGACAAGGCAUCUUUUUGUUGCCUUUGGACAAUUGGUCAUUUAACUUUCAUUUCACCUGGUCCUAGGAUUUGUACUCUCCUGUUGUAUUUAUAAUCUAGCAACUUUACAAAAUAGAAAAACCACCUCCUCUGUUUAUACAAGGAUUUAAAAUCACAAGACUAAGAAGUUUCCAAAAAAUGCAAAGCAUAUUUCUGGCUCAGGAAGAAAAAUUUAGGUUUAUGAGCGUUUAUACUAAUGACUCAGACAAAAGCCUAGACCCUGUUUUUUCACUCACUCUAUAUCUCACAUCAGGAUACUUUGCUGUUUAAAAAGUAUAAUUAGGUAUAUAAGAUACUAGAUAUUAUGGUGAGAACACAAAGCCAUAUAAAAGCAGCACAUCACACUAAAUUUCUCAGCAUACACAGGGACAGACUAUUACGUUCUGAAUAUAUCUAAACCAUUUAACCUCUGGUUCCUUCUUUGCCCUGGCCCUCUGUUUCGCAUGGGCAUAACACAGGAAUGCAGGUCAGACCAACUUCUGGCUACAAGUCUGAUCUCUGGGGCCGCCCUCUCUGGUACCACGGCAGUGCGGCCCUGACUCAUUCUAACAAGAAUAUAAUACCCUGGGACAUACAGAGACUUACUUAAAUGUACGUCGUAUUACAUGUCAAACCAUGAACAAGGAACUGCAAAGGCUCACUUAAUCCACAAGUUAGGGGAUAAACCAUGUUGGGGGCAGGAAAGAGCUGGAUAAACAAAUAUACUGCUUGUGAUUAUUAUCAAGAUAUAGUUUGGCCUUCAUGACAAGAUAAGGUCUUUCAUAAACAAAGAGCAGAAGGACCAUUUGAGAAGGAAGGAAACAUAAAGCAGAAGACUGACAUAAUUAUUAGCUACUGGAAAGGGAAACAUUUGUUUCAACUUAAAUCACAAACACGAAGAAAUAAAAAUAGUGGCCAAAUUAUAAGGGAAAGGCAAGUGAGGAAAAGAGGGCCCAAUAAACGGCACUGAUGUCAGGCUCCAAAAACAAGUUUCCCCCUUUUUUUUCUGAGGGCAAGGACACAGUAGCCAAGUCCUGUUCUUUACCACGCUGCCACGUGCCCGACCACGGACACUUUUCCCUCAAGAACGUCCAGCAGAGGGGCCACCAACCGACGACGAACCCGCAGGAGGCAACUGUGGCAGCAGCAGAUCACCAGGGGCAGCGCGCUGCUCCAGCUCCGCGCCGCCGCGCUUCCCCGCCCCCAGCGCCCAGCGCGGUGUCUCUGGGGAACUAUUACCUUUCAGUCACACGCCUUUCAUCUGAGAGUUCUCCGCGAAACUUCCCGUUGCCUUAUCAGUUCUUUGCAGCUACCUAUAGUUAUUAGCACUUAAAGCACAACUUUGAAGGUGAUAAAACAAUCUUAGUCCUAAAGGAGUAAUUUGUGUCAAACUGCCUUACUAGUAUUAGAGAGACGCGCUGAGGGAAGCAGUAUAAUACUCGUAUUUCCUACUCGCUAUCAUUGGCAUUUUAUGAGAUAGGGGACUGUGCUUUUGUAAUUAUAUAGCUUUAGAAAUCAAAAGUUAGAGACAAAUUACAAAUAAUGUCAAGGAACAGUAACUUAAAAACAAAGAUCUAACAAACUGCUUACUUAUAAUGCCCUUAUCCUGUAUUUGUGUGACCAAACUGGAUGUGUCUUCCUUGGAGCACUGGGGACAAGCUCAGAUGUACUCCAACAGUACUUUGCAAAACUCAAGUUUUGUUAGCAAAUUCUUUUCACUGUAAGACUUAGCUAUGAAAUGGUAUAUUUUUUCCAAAUAUUUUUGUGAAAACAUUUUUCCUAAUUGUACAAUAAAAGUCUAGUUGCAAUUAA